Molecule: messenger RNA, 1008 nt
Organism: Miscanthus lutarioriparius
Lineage: Eukaryota; Viridiplantae; Streptophyta; Magnoliopsida; Poales; Poaceae
Source: the annotation of a GenBank genome assembly
AUGAAGAGUGCACCUAAGCUAAGGGCGAUCUCCAAUAACAGACAACUCCUAAUAGAUCCGAUGCACCGGUGCCUUCCCUCCUCCCCAUACAUGCACAGUCACAAAAAAGGUUCCCAGUACGACCGCGAACGUGAUAUGGUUGGGAACAGUGUGAUGUGGCAACACCUGGAAGUGGAGGAUCUCCUUCUUUACCAUAAGGAGAAAAUCCUUCUCUACUACAAGGAGAAAAUCCAUGAGUCAGGGAGGGCCUUUGUUCUAAGGGAGGUCCAUCAUGAAGAGUGUGCUCGAAGGCUUAAUGAAAAGUAUGGUACUAACUUCAUGUGGAAACAAACCUACAACAAGUACCACAAGCUUAAAGGAGAAUGGAAGCUGAUCAUGGAGGCAAAGUCUGCUAAGGAUGCUAGUUUUGAUGAUGUUCAGAAGAAGAUAAUCUAUGACGAGAUAGAGGUUGUCAAGAUGAAAGCUAAAGGUGAUAAGAAGGCUAAGUACUACAAUGUUCCAAUUCCCUUGUAUGAUGAGAUGGAGUUUGUCUUCACGGGGAAACAUGCUACUGGAGAGUUCAGUGUUGUUGAAGCACCAUUUGUUAGCUCAGCAAGGCAAGAGGAUGAUCUCGUUGGGAAUGUCGACCCAACUCAAGAACUGGCAGAUCUGAAUGGUGAUCCUUCUCAACACGAUUCCGACACCCACCCAGAGUCUGAUAGUCCAAACCCAGUAGGUUCUAAGCGCAAACACGAAGAAAAGGAGAAGAAAGGGAAAUGGGCUAAGCAAGGUGUCCCCAUUUUCAUGCAGGCCUUGUCGGAAGCAGUGAGCUUUACCCAUAGCACUGAUCCACACGAGGGUAUUUUCAAAGCCAUUGAAGACAUGGAUGAAUAUCCUUUGCCGGUUCGCCUUGAUUUGCUAACCUAUCUUGCUCAAAAUCGCCACAUUGCUAGCAUGUUGAAGGGACGGAAGGAGGAAACUUUGAAGCAAUGGGUGGCACGAUGGGUCGCUGGUCACUAUACUUUGUGA